Messenger RNA from Parnassius mnemosyne (clouded apollo), 777 nucleotides. The record is from the annotation of a GenBank genome assembly. NCBI's taxonomy places the organism in Eukaryota, Metazoa, Arthropoda, Insecta, Lepidoptera, Papilionidae.
AUGGGUCUUAAAACUUCCUGUAGUGCUUUCAGUAGGGUUAUGUCAAUAGCAAUGUCAAGACUAGCGUUUGAGAAGUGUUUCAUUUAUUUAGAUGACCUUAUUACGUUUGGAAGGUCUUUAGCUACUCAUAACCAAAAUUUGAUAGACGUUUUUGAAAGAUUGAGGAAGGUAAAUUUAAAACUAAAUCCCGCUAAGUGUCAAUUUCUAAAAAAGAAAAUUUUAUAUCUUGGUCAUGUAGUAUCCGCUGAUGAUAUAGCACCUAACCCAGAAAAAACUAAAGUUCUAGAUAAGUUUCCAGUUCCUCAGAAUGCCGAUGAAGUAAGACACUUUGUUGCUUUUUGCAACUACUAUAGAAAAUUUGUACCUUCAUUUGCUACCAUAACAAUGACUUUAAAUAAUUUACUAAAAAGGGAUGUACCUUUCAUUUGGAAUUCAGAUUGCCAAAAUGCAUUUAAUUUCUUAAAAAACGCUUUAAUUUCUCCACCAAUAUUAGAAUACCCAGACUUUGGUGAAUCCAAUGAAUUUAUACUGCAAACAGACGCCUCAGACUUGGCUGUAGGAGCUGUGCUGUGUAAUAAAAAUAGAAAACCUAUAGCUUAUGCUAGUAGACCAUUAAAUAAAGCUGAAAAGAACUAUCCCGUAAUAGAAAAAGAAUUAACGGCAAUAUUGUGGGCAGUUAAAUAUUUUAGAACCUAUUUAUUUGGCAGAGCUUUUACUAUCAUGACUGACCACAAACCUUUGGUUUAUUUAUUUGGAAUGAAGGAUCCAUCUAAUUAA